UGACAGUUCCAUUUGAAAUUUUUAAGAAUUACAACAAAAUGUCAACAUUUUUUAUUACUUUAUUCAUUGUCUUCAUUGCAUCUAUAGCUACAAUAGAAGCCCAAAUUUGUGGACCAAAUGAAGUGUGGGGUGAAUGUGAUCCAUGUUUAAAAACAUGCGAGAAUAUAAGAAAUCCAGAUCUUAUUAGAUGCACUGGAUCUUGUAUAACACGUUGCAAAUGCCGUCCUGGUUACAUUAGAUUAUCUCGAAGAGUUCGACAUUGUGUACGUGAAGAAGAAUGUUAAAAAAAUUUAUUUUUUAUUUUUUUUGCAACAAAAGAUAAAUUAUGUUAUAAAUUUUGUUAUAAAAUCAAUGUUUAUUUUACAUGUUGCUUGGAAUUAUUCUCUAAUGCGAUAUUAUAAAAAUUAUUAUUAUUAUUUUUUUUUUUAUUAAAA
Molecule: messenger RNA, 434 nt
Organism: Leptopilina boulardi
Lineage: Eukaryota; Metazoa; Arthropoda; Insecta; Hymenoptera; Figitidae
Product: chymotrypsin inhibitor Ani s 6-like
Exons: 3
Coding region: 39-284 (81 amino acids)
Source: RefSeq, a predicted model, not a curated record